Messenger RNA from Cydia pomonella (codling moth), 2998 nucleotides. RefSeq names its product titin-like. NCBI's taxonomy places the organism in Eukaryota, Metazoa, Arthropoda, Insecta, Lepidoptera, Tortricidae. The transcript is spliced from 9 exons. The record is from RefSeq and is a predicted model, not a curated record. Bases 44 to 2998 code for a protein of 984 amino acids.
CUUCCACAGCAAAGCUGCUUACAUACAACCAAAUACAUAUGGAAUGAAUCUCAACGGCGACGGCGGUUAUGUAUGGAACAAUUUGAAUAAUCCUCCAACAUACUACGAGCUCGGAUCGUCGAACGGAAACCCUAAUGAGGGAUCAUCCAGUUCACAAAGCCAAGAAAACAUGCCACCUCCCAGUGAAAACGCUUACAUCCCGCCCGUCGAACCCAACGAAUCUGAAAGUUCUGAAGACAUAUACAUUGUUAAUAACAGACCUAGCGCACCGGUAGAAACUGUACCAGAGCCAAUCUCAAAUCCUGAACCUAGUAAUGAAACUCCAGAAAUAAUUAAUGAAAAUCCAAAUCCAAUUAAUGAAAAUCCAGAACCAAUAAAUGAAAAUCCAGAACUAAUUAAUGAAAAUCCGAAUCCAAUAAAUGAAAAUCCAGAACUAAUUAAUGAAAAUCCAGAACUAAUUAAUGAAAAACCAGAACCCAGCAAUAAAAAUCCAGAACUAAUUAAUCAAAAUUCAGAACAUAUCAAUGAAAAUCCAGAACUACUAAAUGAAUAUCCAGAACCAAUAAAAGUAAAUUCAGAACCAAGUAACAGUGAAGCAAAUUAUCCCGUUGAACCAAUAAUCAGUGAUGAAAACGUAAAAGCAGAAAAUGAAGAUAUUGCUACAAACACACCUCUGGUUUACGGAAACCCAGAACCUAUUCCAGUACAGCCAGAAACUGCUGAACCAAGUGUUUCACAGCAAGAACCUCAAGCUCCUGAGUACCCAAUAAGCGAAAGCCCUGUUCAGUCAAGUGAAAAUUCUGGUUAUGGAUAUGAACAGCCAGGAGGUACUAAGCUAGAAAGUUCUCCUGAAGAAAGUUCGGAAGGAAAUCCAAUUAAGGAAAUGCCAGAGGCCCCUACACUUCCACCUCUAAACUACGACGGCCUGCCCGACUACAUCAGAGAUGCCAUUUCGUCUACGGAAAAACCGGCAUCGUACGAGCAAACCGACAACCCAUACGCUAAUCCCCAACCGAACCCCGAAGACAAGCAAGUCAUGCAAGACCAGAUGGGAGGCAUAUUCGCCACCAUGCAACCCGUGGAAGAUAUACCCAAGACGUAUGGCAUGAAUCUGACAUCGAAUGGCGGGCAUGUAUGGAAUGACAUGGUUAACCCACCAGUUUCCUAUGACGUUGGAUCACCUAGCCAAUCAGAAGAGGAACAUAAAGAAGAACAGCCGCCAGCACCAGUAUCCGAACAACCAGAAAUUCACGAACCACAACCAACCGAACCAGAAAAAAAAGAACCUGUGGCUAAUCCUGAAAAGCCUAGCCAAGAACCAGAGACACACGAGAGUGGAGAAGCUAAGCCAGUUGAAGAGCCCGCAGAACCAGAGAACGAAGAAUCAGAGGAACCGAUUGCUAACCCUAGUGAGGGAAACCAUGAGCCUCCAAUUCCAGAAAAUGAAGAUAAUAAGCCAAUUGAACCGGCACCUGUAGAAACUGAACCGGCUGUGGAACCUGAAAACCCUGAGGUCCCGGAACCAGAAAACCCUGAGCCGGUACCAGAACCAGGAAAUGAAGAAUCCGCAAAUCCUGCAUCGGUACCUGAACCAGGAAAUGAAGAACCGGAGAAUCCUGAACCUGUACCUGAUCUAGGAAAUGAAAAACCAGAAAAUCCUGUAUUGGUACCAGAACCAGAAAAUCCUGAGCCGGUACCAGUACCAGGAAAUGAAGAACCCGCAAAUCCUGAAUUGGUACCAGAGCCAGGAAAUAUAGAAACGGAACUAACUAGCGAAGAGCCGGCUGAAGAAUCGAAUGAAGAAAACGAUAAAGUGGAUAUCAUGAGCGAACUGCUAAAGAGCGAACAAUUCUGGAAAUGGUUAGGAGAAUGGACCGCGACAUAUAUGGAACUUUUAGAGAAGCAUAUCAGAAAAAUAGCGAUACAAGAAAUAUGCAACCGCGAGAAAUCUGGUGAACAAAUGUGCCUUCUGGAUGACAAACCUGAAGACAACGAUGAUAAUGGAGUUAUAAUCAAAGAUGGAAAGAUCAUUGUAGACGGCAAAGAAAUAGAUUUAACGAACACAGAUAACUUAGACAAAGACCCCAAGAGAGGUCAUCAGAGCAAUAAAGGCGAUAAUGAUAAGAAAAAUAAAAAUGAAAAUAAGGUAGAAGCAUCUACAAUCUACGGUAAUUCAGUAGGAAAUGAGAAAGUUACAAAUGUAUUCAUAUUUACUGGUGACAAAGCUGAUGAGGUUAUAGAGAAUUUGAAACCAGUUAAUGAAUCCGAAGUUGACUUCAUAAUUGACGAUAGGAUAAAAGAAGAGAACGAAAACGAUAAAAAUAAGGGGAAACCCAUUGAAGUUAACACUGACCAACCAGAAUCAAAUGUAGGAAAUACUGAGAAACCUAAUGCAAGUGACGUUAAUAAGGAAGAAGGUAAUAAUGAAGAAACACACGAUGGUGAGAUCAAUAAAGAAGAACCGAACGAAGAAGCUGACAUAAACGAAUCAAAUGACGGUGAACAUAAGGAAGAAGCUAACAAUGAAGAGCUUAUCAAAGAAUCCGAAAGUGAAGAACUGAAUAAAAAUGAAUCAAACAAAGGAGGAAAUACUGCGGAACCUAAUACAAGUGAAGUUAAUAAGGAAGAAGGUAAUAAUGAAGAAACACACGAUGGUGAGAUUAAUAAGGAAGAACCGAACGAAGCUGACAUAAACGAAUCAAAUGACGGUGAACAUAAGGAAGAAGCUAACAAUGAAGAGCUUAUCAAAGAAUCCGAAAGUGAAGAACUGAACAAAAAUGAAUCAAACAAAGGAGGAACUACUGGGGAACCUAAUGCAAGUGAAGUUAAUAAGGAAGAAGGUAAUAAUGAAGAAACAUACGAUGGUGAGAUUAAUAAGGAAGAACCGAACGAAGCUGACAUUAACGAAUCAAAUGACGGUGAACAUAAGGAAGAAGUUAUCAAAGAGUCCGAAAGUGAAGAACUAAAUAAAAAUGAAUCAAACAAAGAUGCAAAUUAA